Messenger RNA from Cicer arietinum (chickpea), 984 nucleotides. Its product is annotated as expansin-A20. Gene Ontology annotation, cellular component: extracellular region. NCBI's taxonomy places the organism in Eukaryota, Viridiplantae, Streptophyta, Magnoliopsida, Fabales, Fabaceae. The record is from RefSeq and is a predicted model, not a curated record. Gene Ontology annotation, biological process: plant-type cell wall organization.
ACUGCCCCCUACAUAUGACAAAAACAUAAAACACACUUAAAAGUAAAGCAUUUCAAUUUAUAGUAUCAAUAAUCAGUUUCUAAAUGCUGUUCUUACCUCAGAUGGUUGCUCUUCUUUCCACAUUUCUCUGCUUGAUUUUAUUUCAUUCAUUCAACAUUGUUGCUUUCAAGGACCAACAAUGGAUGAAAGCCACUGCAACUUAUGCUAAAGACACAGAAGGAUCACUAAUUACAGAAGGAGCUUGUGGUUAUGGAGAUCUCCACAAAGCAAGCUAUGGAAAACACAGUGUUGGAUUAAGCACUAUUUUGUUCAAUAGAGGGAGUACAUGUGGAGCUUGUUUUGAGAUAAGAUGUGUUGACCAUAUCCUGUGGUGUGUGCUUGGAAGUCCACCUGUGAUUGUUACUGCCACUGAUUUCUGUCCUCCUAAUUAUGGUCUCUCAGUUGAUUAUGGUGGUUGGUGUAACUUUCCAAGACAACAUUUUGAAUUGUCACAGGCUGCUUUUGCUGAAAUUGCCAAGGGGAAAGCUGAUAUUGUUCCAGUUCAGUAUAGAAGAGUGAAGUGUGAAAGAAGUGGUGGGUUGAAAUUCACUAUGAGUGGAAGUUCUCAUUUCUAUCAAGUCCUGAUUACUAAUGUGGGAUUGGAUGGUGAAGUGUUUGCUGUGAAAGUGAAAGGAUCAAGAACAGGAUGGAUACCAAUGGCAAGAAAUUGGGGAAUGAAUUGGCAUUGCAAUGUCAACCUUCAACAUCAGCCUUUGUCCUUUGAGGUUACUAGCAGCACUGGAAAAACACUCACAUCUUAUAAUGUAGCACCACAAAACUGGCAAUUUGGACAGACAUUUGAAGGAAAACAAUUUUAAAUGUAUAUUUGAAAUUACGAUGUGUUUGAUAAAAUCACCGUGACAAUGUGAUUUUUUUAAAAACAUUAAUACUUUAUAGUGUAGCUUUUAUUAAAAUUACGGUAGCGCAUGAUUUUGCAAAAAUCAA